Molecule: messenger RNA, 1343 nt
Organism: Nicrophorus vespilloides
Lineage: Eukaryota; Metazoa; Arthropoda; Insecta; Coleoptera; Silphidae
Product: homeobox protein invected-like
Exons: 1
Biological process (GO): neuron differentiation; regulation of transcription by RNA polymerase II
Cellular component (GO): nucleus
Molecular function (GO): DNA-binding transcription factor activity, RNA polymerase II-specific; RNA polymerase II cis-regulatory region sequence-specific DNA binding
Source: RefSeq, a predicted model, not a curated record
UAAAUAACGAUAUAUUUUACAUGAAUAUGAAGUACGAAACCACACAACGAUCGCCCCCACUUUGCGGUGCAGGGUUAUAAAUAACCCAUAAAACAUGUCAAACCCUACCGGAAUAUUGGCCGUUCGACGUCUGAUUGGCGGACGGCCAGUCCCAUUCCCAUCGACGACACGCCCACAUCGCGCCAUGCCCCGCCCAAAUGCUCGUCCUUACCUUCAGAGUAACAUAGUAUCUCGUCGUGGUUAGAUCGAAGGCGCUCCCCUUACCUUCAGUGGGUUAAUUAGUAAAUGUCGGGUUUUCAUUUUGACAUUAUGGUGCUGUGAUUUGUGCAAUUAGAACUCAGACCCGAAACUUGAUGAGAAUCGGCGGCGCGAACAAUAAGUUUUCGUGAACAAGUUAGUUUUGGUAGUCGCCCCGCGUGUCGGGUUAUGUGAUUGGAGGGCCAGGGCGAUGGCAGCUCUCACUAGCAACUUGGUAUCUCCAAAAUACUUCGGCAGAAACUUGGAAAGCACUGACGGAUCCGUCUCGAUGGAUUCGAACGACUUUGGUAGGGAAUCCCCUAACCUGGACAACGCGAGCUGCUGCAGCGACGACACCGUGUUGUCCGUCGGCAACGAGAAUCCGGUCGUCCACCAGGAGGAAAAUCUGUCGUUCAAGAACAUCGAAAGCCAUCUGAACGCGAUCUCGAAGAUAACGAACAGUACGUUGGAUCCGAACAACAGUAGCAGCAUCAAAUCCGACCCAUCUAGUCCAAAUAGUCAUAGACUUAGCCCGGCCAGUACGAAGUCCGAAUCGCCGAACUUCAUCUACAGGAACAUAGAGAAAUCCAAUCCGACGUCGCCAGAGUCGUACGAUAAGUUCAGGCAGGCCUCGGUCUCAUCACCUUUAAGUCCGAGCAGUCAGAAGACGACAGCGUACACUUCCGGUCCGGACUCACCGCAGAGCCCGAAGCUCGACAGCAAACCCUUCUACUUCCGACAGAACAGCACGAAGAACGACAACAACAACGAACCCAGCAACGGCAACCUAAAGUUCUCCAUCGACAAUAUACUGAAAGCUGAUUUCGGUAGACGGAUCACGGAUCCGAUAAACAUUCGCAAAGUGAAACCAAAAAAGCUCGUACCUGAAGCACCGCGCAGAAGUUUCGAACAGGAAACUGUGACCAGUUCUGGAAGCGCACCGGCGGCGGCGGCGGCGGCAACGGCAGCGUCGUCUGCAGUCGGAGGACCGGUUGAUCUGAGUAAAGCGGAACCGGAAAAGAAGGAAGGAGCCUCCGGUUCCAGCCAACCCAUGCUCUGGCCAGCCUGGGUGUAUUGCACCAGGUACAGCGACAGACCUAGCUCAG